Trichobilharzia regenti is the source of this 1374-nucleotide messenger RNA. The record is from the annotation of a GenBank genome assembly. Lineage: Eukaryota; Metazoa; Platyhelminthes; Trematoda; Strigeidida; Schistosomatidae.
AUGACACUGUGUGAUUACUUAACAAAAGAUCGUUUAAAGUGUAUAACAAUAGUCUUAGCCUCAUCAAUGAUAAUAUCAAUCAACAAUGGAAUAAUGUAUGUUCCUGGAAUAUAUGUUCCUUAUUGGCGAGAAGAAAUGAAUGCAAGUAGAUUCGAAUUAGAUUUUAUUGGUUCACUACAAAUGGGAUUUGCAUUUUGUCAAGGUUUAGGUAUUGGAAUGUUGUAUAUGAGUGCUGUAGUCGCGGUGACAACAAAUUUUGAUGAAAAACGACCAAUAGCUAUGGGUAUUGUAACCUGUGGUACAGGUUUAGGAGUCUCAUCUAUGAGUUUUUUCAUUCCAUUACUCUUAAAGAAGACAGGAUGGCGUAGUAGUAUGUACAUACUUUCUGGACUAUCUAUUUGUCUUGCUCUGUUUGGUGCAUGUUUAAUAUCAAGAAAAAAUCAAAAACACAGAUCAUCAUCUACUUAUUUUACUGAUGUACUACCCAGAGGGAUAUUUGAAGAUGUUCAACUACCAGUACAAUUAUAUGGUUCAACCAGAGAAUUAAAUUCAGCGAUUAAAUUGACAGAUCUUGUCGAUGUUCGAUAUGGUCAUCAUUUAUUAGGUAAUCUUGGAUCAUAUUUCUAUAUGACACAAAUCAAUCAAAUACAUUUAAAAGACUUAAGAAAGAAGAAAAAAGCUUUAAGUCUAUUGAUUAUCCCUGAAUAUGAUUUGUAUCUAGCAGGAAUGCUACUGCUGUCAUGUGUAUUUAUAGUACCGUUUAUUUUCAUCUACGAUUGGUUAACUAUCAAAGGAUUUAGUGCAAAUCAAAUAUCAAUUGUUUUAUUAAUGAAUGGAGUAUUUGGUGGAUUUUCUAGACUGCUGAUUGGAUUUGUCUCAAAUAUGAAAUGUUCUAAAGUUGUCAUAAUCCUGUUAUUCUGCUUAGGAAUAUCUGGAAUUCUAUCUAUUUCGUGUACAUAUUUUAAUGAACCAUGGCAAUAUGCUAUUUAUUCAGCGAUAGAUGGAAUUUGUUGUGGUGCAUAUAGUGUUCUACAACCACUUGUCUUGGUAGAAAUUCUAUCAAGAGAUCAUAUUACACAAGGUCUUGGCAUACUUUUAUUCGUCUGUGGUUUAGGCUAUCUAUUCGGUGUCCCUAUCCUUGCAAUGGUUUAUGAUCAAUGGAAAAGUUAUGAACUAUGUUACAGGAUAUGCGGAAUAGUUUGCCUUAUAGCUAGUGGGUUAGUAUUCACUAUGUGGAUGUUAUCUUAUAGAAAGGUAAGAUUAGAAAUAGCUGAAUUAAAAUUGAAACAAAAUUUGGAGAGAAGUUAUCAGCUGUACGGUAGACGUCAAACUGACUCAUCAACAAGUACAAUUCAAUUGAAGGAUAUUGAAUAG